Molecule: messenger RNA, 1413 nt
Organism: Malania oleifera
Lineage: Eukaryota; Viridiplantae; Streptophyta; Magnoliopsida; Santalales; Ximeniaceae
Exons: 8
Coding region: 222-1040 (272 amino acids)
Molecular function (GO): protein binding
Source: RefSeq, a predicted model, not a curated record
AUUAACUUCAUUGCUAGUGCGUUGGAAGUGUAGGUGGGCUGAAUCCCUAACCCAAUUAGAACACAAAAUAUGAUCCUCAUGGGGGCUGGACUUGGGCUGAGCCCUUAAUCAAGCAUCUCUUUCCUCCUCACCCAGUUUUUUCAGUUUAUUAUUAUUAUUUUUUUAAACUCAUGAAUGCCUCUUGUUUUGAUUCCUUACAGCAGAAAUAAUAGAAGAAGAAGAUGUUUAGAUUAUUCCUUGCGAAGGCUGCUCUGAAACAUUAUGCCCUACAUCGUUGGAACUUCAUUCCGAAGAGAGAACUUCACAGUAGAAAUAAGAAGGCUAUGGAAUACAUUGCAAAAGGGUGGAGUGCUGUGAAGGAGGUGGAUAGAGUCAUAGACUACACUGAACUCAACGAUCGCCGUCUUAUCCCUCUUCUUAGGACUGCAAAAGAGAAUUUUGAGUUGGCUUUGGAGGCAGACAACACGAACACCCAUGCCAGAUACUGGUUGGCCAGAUUACAUAUGAAAUACCAUGUACCAGGGGCAUGUAAAGCUAUAGGAGCUGCUUUGUUAGUCGAAGCUGCAGAGAUGGGUGAUCCAGAUGCACAAUAUGAAUUGGGUUGUCGUUUAAGAGUUGAGAAUGAACAUGUUCAGUCUGAUCAACAGGCAUUCUAUUAUUUGGAGAAGGCUGUAGACCAGCUGCAUCCAGGUGCACUCUACCUUCUGGGUGCUGUAUAUCUGACAGGGGAUUGUGUGAAGAAAGAUGUUGCCUCAGCAAUAUGGUGUUUCCAUAGGGCAUCAGAGAAGGGACAUGCUGGUGCAGCUAUAGCAUAUGGAUCUCUUCUUCUUCAAGGUGCUCAAGUCCCUGAUUCUAUAGUGAGAUUCAAUUCCAAUAGGGGCUCCUCUGCCAAGACCAGAAAGAAUGCUGGAAGUCCUUUGCUGGAUCCAGUAGAGAUGGCAAGAGAACAAUUUCAGAUUGCUGCAAAGGCAGGAUGUGAUCUUGGAUUCAAAUGGUUAAAAAGACUAGAGGAGGAAGAGCAGCGUCUGCUGGCUGGAUAAUGCUGCUACUGCAUGUGACUGAUUGGUCUUCAUUGUGGCCGAGCUGGAAACUGGUUGAGCUCAAGGUCAAUUUUUUGAAGGUUACACAAUACGGCAAGUUAAAUUGCUCUAAAAACAAUGUCAUGUUAAAGUAUCCAAAGUUCACAUGCUGAAGUAGGUAGCUGUCUCGGAGUAGAUACAUUGCUUGAAAAAUUGGUGUAAUAAUCCUUUUGUACAUUUCUUGUUCUGAAUAAACAAUAAUAUGAACUUGUGCGGAAAUAACUAUGUUUUUUUGGUAGAAAAAAUGAAUUACUGUUCAAGUGAUCGAGAAAUAGUUGAUGUAAACCUUUCUCAAGCAAGAUUUUGAAUAAUGAAAUGUGUUUCCUGCUGUAAA